Messenger RNA from Carassius carassius (crucian carp), 2531 nucleotides. Its product is annotated as DNA-directed RNA polymerase III subunit RPC4-like. Gene Ontology annotation, molecular function: DNA binding. Bases 142 to 1287 code for a protein of 381 amino acids. The transcript is spliced from 9 exons. The record is from RefSeq and is a predicted model, not a curated record. Gene Ontology annotation, cellular component: RNA polymerase III complex. NCBI's taxonomy places the organism in Eukaryota, Metazoa, Chordata, Actinopteri, Cypriniformes, Cyprinidae. Gene Ontology annotation, biological process: transcription by RNA polymerase III.
CGUGAAACUCCGCCUUAAACAAACUUACACUAGAUAUCAUCAUCAUAAAAUCUGGAUUUCGUCAGUAGCUCGGUUGUAUUUUGCAGUACUUAGUAAGCGGUGUUUGAGGAAUCUCUGCACCAGAGGAAGCGCUCUGUGAGGAUGGAGAGCUCUGGUGACCCAAGUGGUCCUCCACGGACGCCGCAUGUAGGGGGAGCCAGAGGGCUGCCGAUGGGCCGUCGUCUGCCUGCUUCAAUCUCUCCGGGACGCCUCCCCACGAUGCGCUCCAGAGACCUCACAUUAGGAGGAGUCAAAAAGAAAACCUUCACGCCCAAUAUUAUUGGUCGAAAAUCAAAAGAGGAAUUAAAGGCUGAUGAAAGAACGAGACGGGAUAAGAAGGAUGUGGAUCGAGGUCGGCAGCGGGACGGCCGAGGGAGGGGCCGAGGUCGCCCGGAGGUCAUCCAGUCUCAUUCUAUCUUUGAGCAGGGGCCUGCAGAGAUGACGGCCAAGAGGAAAGGUGUAUAUGAUGAUACCAGAGAAACAACAAACAGUGGCCCUUCACCUAUCAUCAACAUCAAAAAGGGGAGAGAGACCGAAGAGGAGACCAAAGAAAUCCUGCGCAAACUUGAGAAGGACAAUUUUCUGGAUGACCCUCACCUGAGAGGAGAAAGAGGAAGCUGUCCUGUGCAGCUGCCACUGGCUGUGUCGGGAUGGGUCUUCAAAGAGGAGUUUAGCGAGGAGACCUCAGACCCUGAACCGAUGAGCACAGACAGCGCUAGAGCUGAAGUGAAGAUCAAGCAGGAGCCUUUGGAUAUUCCUGAACCGAAGAAGGCGGAGCCUAUAUUCAGGCAGCCACCCUUGGCUAAACCUGAUUUGCUGCCUGAUUUACUGGAGGUGUGGAAUCACUGCAAAGAGGAGGAGCUUCUCUUCAUGCAGCUUCCUGACUGUCUGCCAGGCCAGCCGCCCACCAGUGACGUCCGGCCCACCAAAACAGAGGUGCAGUCGAGCGACGGACAGGCCAUGAUGCAGAAGACCGAGACUCAGGAUGAAUCUCAAGAUGAGAACACCUGUUGUCUUAAGGAUCUACAGGAGGGUUUGGUGGGAAAGAUGCUUGUGAGGAAGUCAGGGAAAGUUCAGCUUAUACUGGGUAACGUCACCCUGGAUGUGGCCCUGGGAACCCCCUGCGCCUUCCUGCAGGAACUGGUCUCAGUUGAUACAGAGGGCAAGAGGGGAGACAUGUCUGUGCUGGGACACAUUAAACACAAGUUGGUUUGUUCACCGGACUUCCAGGCUCUUCUGGAAAACUAGCUAGAAUCUCCAAUAAUUCACUUCAGUGCUGUAAAUCAAUUUGAGGAAAUGUUCCCAUGCACUAUCACAGAUGGACAACUAGGAGAAGACAUGCUGGAAAAAAAAUGUUGCUAAUGUUGUUACAUUUAAACUAACUGCUUUUGUUCAAGUCAAAUAUAUUUAUGUAUUUUUUAUUUUAAUUUAAUAUGACUGAAUCAACCUGGGUUUUUAAAGGUCCACUUUUUACAUUGUACAUGCAUACAUAGUCUGAUUUAAUUGUGUUACUAAACAAGUAUGUUGUAUUUAAUUUAAUAAAACAUUAAUAGGGUUAAGGAGAAUGAACACAUAAUGAAUUACCAGAUAGCCUACUUAGAUUAUUACCACUAAAAUAAAAUAAUAAAAACUGCUGUUACUUCAUAAACUGUGAUAUGAAGAAUGAUCAGAAAGAACUGCUCCUCGUGAAGGGACUGUUGCUCAGUUUUGCUAAUAUGUCACCGUGACACUGUACUUCUGAACUACACGGCACUUGCUUUAUAAAAGCUUUAAAAACAAGAAGCUGAAGUGACACUAUGAGAAGUCGUGGCAAAUGUGACAUUCACAAGCAUCUUCCCUUUAUUGCAGAUGACUGCUCUUUUGAACUUUGUUCAUCAAAUAAUCCUGAAAAAACGUAUCAUGGGUUCCACAAAAAUAUGAAGCAGCAUAACUGUUUUAAACAUUGAUAAUAAAUGAUAAUGAUAAAAAAAUGUUUCUUGAUAUCAUAUUAGAAUGAUGUCUGAAGGAUCAUGCAUCAAAGGAACAAAUUACAUUUGGAAAUAUAUUAAAAGUGUAAAAUUGAUUUACAAUAUCAUUGUUUUUACAAAAAAAAAAAUUACAUUUGGAACAGGAGCUAUUGUAUAUUUGUAAUGGGCUACGUAUUCUGUAUAAAUAUGAUAAGAAUUGCACACUCUUGCACUUCAGGGAGUCACUAACUGUAAUUCUUCACAACUAGUGAAUUUCAUAUUUUAUUGACUAUAUAUUUAGAUAUACGAUGGGGUCAUGAGAAUGCACUGCAUAGAAUCCCACUGUGCAAUCAUGUAUUUAUUGACUUCUGCUGUGGGACUGUACAGUAAAUAACUAGUCAACUCACGAAGAGUCCUAUUAUUUUAUUUUAUGACUACCUAAAUCUGAAUGAUUUUCUGCUGGGUUCAACUAAUUGCAUUUAUAUAUUUAAACUGUAAUGUAUUUUUAUUUGAUUGCAAAUACAAAAAUAGACUAACUGCUCGACA